Aureobasidium pullulans EXF-150 is the source of this 3810-nucleotide messenger RNA. Its product is annotated as Pkinase-domain-containing protein. The record is from RefSeq and is a predicted model, not a curated record. Gene Ontology annotation, biological process: meiotic recombination checkpoint signaling; protein phosphorylation. Lineage: Eukaryota; Fungi; Ascomycota; Dothideomycetes; Dothideales; Saccotheciaceae. The transcript has a single exon. The coding region runs from base 391 to 3582 and encodes 1063 amino acids. Gene Ontology annotation, cellular component: cytoplasm; nucleus. Gene Ontology annotation, molecular function: ATP binding; protein serine/threonine kinase activity; protein binding.
CAUCAUCUGUUGACACAAGUCGCUUCAAUUGCGCCGACUUCAAUCUUACGGAAUCUGUCCCGUACUUCACAACCGCUGGAGUCGUCGUCGCCUGCCACCCUAGUGUCUCGCAACUCCCGCGACAGACCAGCCUCGCCAGAAUCUGGGGAUACCGAAACAUUCGAGUCGUUCCGAGACCAUCGCGAGAGAUCCAUACCAUUGUAGUCGCCAUAAAGAGAACAGAAAGAGCCAGGCAUUCCAUCAGGAGCGUAUCGUUCGCUUCUCCACAAUACUCCCGAGUCUUCACAAUCUAAGCCCCGGCCCUGGCCGCUUGUGGGCUACGGCUGGGGUUCUUUAAACCUUCCGUACUUUCUCUCCUUGUUCCAUAUCCAUCUCAUUCCGCCAAGCGCCAUGGUUGCCACAAGAGCGAAUGCGAAUCCGGAUCGCACACCGGCCCAGCGUCAAAGCACGCACCAAGAGACACAAUCGACCCAGCAAGCCACCCAGCAGGCCACCCAGCAGGCUACUCAGCAAGACGAACCAGAACUCGAUGAAGUCGAGGUUGCCGAUGUUGUCUGCAUCUUACAUCCAUGCUCGCUUGCUGCCUACCAGGUCGUCGUCAACACAGCACUGAGAUCUCCGCAACACGUUCUACAAAAUGUUACACCUAGCACCUACAGCGAUGGCUUAAGCAUGGCAGAUCUUGAGAAGGAGGAGACUUUUCCCGCUCCGGGAGAAGAUCAGAGACAUCCUCUAGAUCUUGCGCUCCGUAUGUCAGCCAAGCUGCACAAUCCUGUCAUGGGUUUCGUCUUCGGGCGCAACGAGAAUGCUUGCGACAUAGUCAUUGAUACUGAUACCGUCAAAAGAGUCAGUAACAUGCAUUUUAGAAUCUACAUGACUGACGCCGGCGUCUGCAUGCUUCAUGACACGUCAACCAAUGGUACCAUAGUCGAUGGGAAGCUUCUCAGAGGCAGGGGCAAUAACAAUGCCGCUACCAUGAUGCUUACCGCAGGCUCUGUCAUUCAAAUCUUGUCGACUAAGAGAGACGAGAGCUUGAAGUUCAUUUUCCGCAUCCCAUCGAGAGACAAUCACUACGAGGAGUAUGGCAAGCGAUUCGCUGCCUACCUGGACCAUGUCAACCUCCUGAGAGAAAAGGCAGCACAGAACGGCCAGACUCAGGCCGUAAGACCUGGCGCAAAGAGCCAAGCUAAGACCAGCGUCAAACCCAUGCUACUGCAAGGGAAUCCCUUUGGCAUGCACUGGAGUGGUGGCGACAAAUAUAAUGUCACCGGCCACCUUGGAAAGGGAGCCUUUGCCACUGUCUACCGCCUAAAUAGUAAGAGCAACGGUCACAUGUUCGCUGCAAAAGAGUUGGAGAAGAGAAGAUUCAUGAAGAACGGUGUCAUCGACAAGAAGCUCGACAAUGAGCUGCGCAUCAUGAAGGGUAUCAACCAUCCACAUGUCGUGCAAUACAUCGACUGCCACGAUGUCAAGAAUCAUCUGUACAUCAUCAUGGAGCUGGUUCCGUUUGGCGAUCUUCAACAAUGGCUAGGGGCGAAUGGCCCUCUACCAGAAGCUCUUGCCAAACCUAUGGCAAUACAAGUCUUCGACGCCCUCGCUUACCUACACCGUAACAUGAUCACUCAUAGAGACAUCAAGCCGGACAAUAUACUGAUCGCCGACACCAACCCCAACUCCUUCACAGUCAAGCUCUCUGACUUUGGUCUCUCCAAAGUCAUUUCCGACAACGAAACCUUCCUCAAAACAUUCUGCGGCACACUGCUAUACUGUGCGCCAGAAGUCUUCCCCCACUAUGAUGCUCACUUCAAUGCCAAGGGACGAAAGCGUGAUCGUAAAGGCGCAUCGCAGCAACGAGGAAAGUACCAUUCCUACAGCUCGUGUGUCGACAUUUGGUCCUUUGGUGGAGUGCUGUGGUAUGCCAUGAGUACAAAACCACCAUUUGAAGGCAUCGCAGACCAGACAGGCAGAGCCAUGUUUGAACGUAUUGUCAGCACCAGCCUUGACACGACUGUCCUUGAAAAGCACAAUAUCUCUGACGACGCUAUUGAUCUGCUUGAGGAUAUGUUAAACACCGAUCCUGCUGUCAGACCCUCUGCCCUUCAAUGUCUUUCAUAUCCUUGGCUAGGUGGAGAGGCGAGUCAGAUUGAAGACGAGCCCCCGUCAGGCCUUCUGACAAUUGAAGAGGAAGAUGCUGAGGCGGGCGCAGCGCACGACUUAUCUCAAUUGAGCAUUCACGGAAAGUGGAACAAGACUCAAGGAGCCAGUGUCGAUUCCGGUGACUCUGAUAUUCUGGACCCUCGACAGUCUAAACGCUUCAAGAGUGGAAAAAUCGCUUCUCAACUACCCGCACCUUCUCAGCCGCCAACACAUCCUUUACGACCAACCCACGCUGCCGAGGACCCUGGCGUUCGGGAGCUUGCAGUGAACUCACAACCUCCACGCCUUUUCGGCGAGGUUCAGGCGUCCUUGGUGCGGAGUUCUGGUAUCUUUGGUACACAACUCCAGCAGCCUGUAUUUGCAUCAGAACAUGCAAAUGUUGAUGCAUCCAAGGCACAGCAUGCUCAGGAUGAGUUGUUCACGUCUGCGGCUAGUCACCAACCGGAUGAUGAUCAGCGGAAUACCAGGGUGAGGACUCCACCUGAAAGCGACAUGCAUGCAUCCAAUUUCGCGAGCCUUGUAGGGGCUGAAUCAGAUAUGCGAGACCUUAACAUGGACUCUUCACAGUCCGCAUUCUCGGCAACCGCCGAUGAGAGUGAGCCUACCACUCCUACUACGCCAAAUGACCCACCACAAGCGUCAGUCGGCCAGACUCGUGGAAGUAUGGAGGAGACGCCUCGUCCAAUCCAACCAACAGAAAGAAAACUCUCUUUCAAUCGACAAAUCAGCCUCCCGCUUUCUGCUUCCUCCUUCUAUGAUCCUGCUGACCCCAGCACCCAUUCUCUUGAAUAUGCUUCCUCAGUCAGCGGUCAUGACUUCACUAGUCACAAUCUUCUACCUGGAGCAAGUUUCCACUCACUGCCACCAACGACUGCCAAUUCCGGCGUUGACUUCGAGUUCGAUCGACCGCUACACACGGUCGCGCAAACACAGCCCGAGUUUAUCCGUCCUGCACCUCGACUGGGACGUCUGACGACCACUCCGGACUCGUUCUGUGCCGUCACGCUCGACCUGGGUUCUCGUAUCACGACUUGGGGACGAAGCCCCUUAAACACAAUUGUCUUCCCAGAUCCAUUGGACACCCGCGUGCCCAAACGCGGUAUCAUGAUCUACUUCCACGCCAAAGGCAUCGACAAAGUAGUGGGGAUGGGCGGAGACUGGACGAAACUGCUCGGCUUGCACUGUCUUGUCGCCACAGACAGCAGCAAUGGCAUCUUUAUCAAUGGUGUGAAGCUGAAUGCCAAAGAUGCAAAGGGCAAGCAGCUCUACGGUAGAGUCCACACUGGCGACGAAAUCACAGUCUGUCAGGGACACACGAAGGCCAAUUUGCUGAGAUUUACUUGCGUCUUUAAUCAUGGUGAAGCCAAAGACCAGCGACCGGCCGAUGGACCAGGUUUCGAGAUUGAGAAGAUGGGUCAUGAAUAAAGAAGGCUAGCACACGGCAUGUAUAUGUAUCUUAUGACGGAAGGGAAGGAGGAAAUGGGGACACAUCAUGACUUACAAGACGAGAAAAGGAAUGGGAGGCAGUUAUCAUAGCAUUUGUAUUUUCGAGAUCGUUUUCUUUGUCAAUUUUCGAACGCGGUAGAGCAUGGGCUUUUGUAAAUGCUGCAAUUACAUAUUCACUGAAUGAACUUGAGCAAUCUUACCAUUGGG